Messenger RNA from Poeciliopsis prolifica (blackstripe livebearer), 3670 nucleotides. It is a transcript of the gene unc13d, whose product is annotated as unc-13 homolog D (C. elegans). The transcript has 34 exons. The coding region runs from base 274 to 3624 and encodes 1116 amino acids. The record is from RefSeq and is a predicted model, not a curated record. NCBI's taxonomy places the organism in Eukaryota, Metazoa, Chordata, Actinopteri, Cyprinodontiformes, Poeciliidae.
AGCAAACGCCGGAGAGCGAGCGAUAUAGUUUUUGAUUUAGAGAUAAAGGAGAGUGCUGGUUGAAGAAAAAAAAGAAAAGAAAAAAAAACAAACAAAAAACUCCUAAGUCACAGCAGUCACUGACGUUACCAGCCUUAACAGGAAGUGAUGACUUCCGGCUGCUGUGUGAUAGUACAUCGAAAUGCAGCGCGUGCACACAGUUUCCCCUUAACUCACACACGGAGCGCACCAGCUCACCAGGAAGGAGCCUGGUGAUACGAUAGAAGCAUCACCAUGGCAGGUCAAAGUGGGCACUACACCAGAAAAGGAGAGAAUUUACUGCAGACACCUGAACAGGAACCUGGCGCACAAAGAAACAGACAGUUUUCCCCAGUCCAUACACGUAAACUCGGCCAUACAAGAAGACAGAGAGAAAGGAGGGAUUUAAAAGAAGAUGAAAAUCCAGAGGCCAAAGCCAGACGACACAAAGAGAUGGAGCUGAAACCGCUGUAUAAGGAGCUGCUGUACACCAUCGCCCAUACGAUGGGUAAACCAGCGUCAGCGGAGGUCUUCACAGACAGCCAGCUCCACCAGUACCUAAAGGAGGCUUUCACUAUGACAGAUGAGGAGCACAGCGGUCUGAUGGAGAAAGUACAGAACACAGAGCCGCCGGUGUACUGCCUGAUGGUCACCGUGAAGGAAGCUAAAGAAAUUCUAGGAAAAGACAUCAGUGGUUUUAGUGACCCUUACUGCCUCCUGAUGGUCCUGGAAGAGGAGGAGGAGAAAAAGAGCAGCCGUGCAAAAGCCAAACCCAGCAAAUAUGUGGUAAAGGGGACAGUGUCACAUGAGAAAAUCUACCAAACUGAUAUCAAAAAGCAAACCUUGAACCCCAUUUGGAACCAAACCUUCAUACUAGAGUUUGAAGAUUUGGUGAGGACCACUUUCCACCUUGAAAUGUGGGAUAAGGAUGAAGAGGUGUCUCUCACUCAGAAACUGGAAGAGAUCAAAACCAACUUAAAUAGUUUAAGAAGGAUGAUCAAGGAGGCCAAAAAGGAGAAAGGCACAGACGACUUUUUGGGAAAUAUUGUGUUAAGACUGAAGGAUCUCCACUGCACUGAGGACAACUGGUACAAACUGGAGCCCAGAACGGAGACGUAUCCUAAUCGCGGCCAGUGUCACCUCUUCCUCCAGUUCAUCCACAAAGCUAGAGACGGGACUCUAAGCGCCGGUCGCAGUGCCUACACCAACUACUGUGGGAUUCUGCAGCAGUUUGUCCAAGCUUACAUUUCGAAACAACAGAGCUCCGCUCCGUGGAAAGGCGCGCUGUGUGGCGAGGCUCAGACUCUGCUUGAACUCUACGCUACGCAGAACGACCUCUCUCCUUUUCUGCAAGACCUGGCGAAGUGGGUGGCUUACAGUAAACUGUACCAGAGCUUGGAGGUGGACUCGUCUGUGCUGUUCCAUCAGCUCACCAGCAUAGAGUACCACUGGCAUCAGCAGGAGCUUCCCUACCAGCAGAAACAGGAACUUGGGGAUUCUCUUCACGACUUCCUGCAGUACGGACUCUGUUUGGUUUCCAAAUACAGAGACAUCUUUCCCCCGACUCCCAGUGCCACUCCGAAACUACACACACUCCUCAGGAUCUUGGUCCAGAUCUGUAAGACUCAAGCUUUCCAGAAACAGAACCCGGCCAACUUUGAGCUUCACCACGAAGUCCACGAUGCCAUAGAGACAGGCACAGAGGAGUGGUUUGCCAUCAAAAAGGGGUUGCAUCAGCCAAUGACCAAGGACCUGACAGAGAUCGGGAGCGCCCUCUCGAGGCUGAUUGCGGAAGUUCAGGAAGACAUAAGACACAACAAGGACGUGUGGAACCGAGUUUUCGUCAGUGCUGUGCAAGUUGAUGUCUUCACUGUUGUCUAUAAGAAGUUUGACUCCUUGCUUGCAAAGGAAGUGAGAGAAACCCUCGCCAUAAUGGAGGACCAAAUGGAGCUGAACCUUUCCAAAAGCCUGUUUCCUGUUUACCUGAGCUUGCAGGCCAUCCACAAAGACAAGGCCUUCCUGCAGAAAAGGGGAUUACUCCAGCUGACAAACUUUCAUGAAGGUUUCCGGGACGCCCUGCCGUACUGGCUGAACCAGGCGUUCAGCACCACUCAGGACCGGGUGGUCAGGGCGGUGCAGGUUGACCAGCUGCAGCCGCUGCAGGUCGGUGCGGCCCCCAUAAAGCACAGCUCCUCAGCCGUAGACCUGGUGGCGUGCAUCCAGCCAAUCUGCCACUUAUGGGAGCAGCUGUCGUGGCCUGACCCCGAGGAGGCCUUCAUGCUCAUGGUCAAACUCACCGAGGAUGUUUGCAAGAUUGUAGUGAACUACUGUCACCUCCUAAAGGAGCGGGUCCGGGUGCUGUCUGAGAACUCGGACCACAGCAUUGCCAUCAACAUGCUGUGCGUCGUAGUGAACGACCUGGAGCACCUGCGCUCGGUGCUGACCCGCCUUCCCUCUCAGCUCAACUGGGAGGGGCUUCGCGUGCGCAUCCAGAGCGUCAUAGGGCAGAGCCAGUUUGAGAACACGCUGCAUUCCCAGCUUCAGCAAGCCAAGAGCAUCCUCUGCAAGGAGAUCCGGUCGGCGCUGGACACUCUGGGGAGACAGUUGAACACAGACAUCGAGACUCACGUCAGGAGCAUGUCCACCAGACGGAGGAUCCCCUCCAAGUCCACAGAGGACGCCGCAGCGCCUCUGAUGCGCUACCUCGAACAGGAGCUCCAGUACAUGAAUGAAAACCUGGUUCAAGAGAACUUCAACAGCCUCCUGACGCCGUUGUGGCAAAACUCUGUGAAAAUUCUCUAUCAGGUUUCCAGCCAGCAUUCGCAGCAGGAGGGGCUCAUGGUGUUCUGCCAGAGGCUGCUGUACACGCUGCAGUGUCUCGAGCAGUGUUUCCACGCCGACGGAAACGGACUUCCUCAGAAGGCGUUGCACUCCGACGAAUACAAGAAUCUGAAGGCUCACCUCACUCACCACUCGCUGACCAGCCACCAGCUCAUAGAGAAGUUCUUCAAAAGAAAAAUAUCAGAGCAGAGAGAUUACCAAGGGGAAAAGUAUGGAGCAGUCACCCUCCUCACGUCCUACAGGAGGUCCGACCAGAGGCUGCACAUUGAGGUGCUCAAUGCAGUCAGCCUCCUACCAAUGGACUCCAAUGGCCUCAGCGACCCGUUUGUGCGUCUGUGCCUGGAACCCAACCACGUCUUCCCCGAGAUAGAGCCGCGCUGCACCCAGUACAAAAGCUGCGAUCUCAACCCCCUCUUCGACGAGGCCUUCGAUUUCCUGGUUUCGCUGGAUCAGUGCCAGACUCCAGGAGCGUGCUUGGUCAUCACGGUUCUGGACCACGACACCUUGAGGCCAGAUGACUUUGAGGGCGAGGCGUUCCUGGCCCUUGAGGACGUGCCUGGAGUUUCAGAACAAGAAGGAGAGGAAGUCGACUCGCAGGUGGACUCAGCACCUGAACAGAUGCGCCUGCCUUUGAUGCACCCUAAACUUAAUGAGGACAGCAUCCUGAAGCUGCUGGAGUCCCGGAGAGGCGAGCGAGAGGCUCAAGCCUUCGUCAAGAAGCGACGCCAACGGGAGAAGCAGUCCCAGGAGGCGGUCCAGCAAUGACAAAUGCACGGAUACAUGGUCUUCCUCCAAAAAUAUACAAUUUGUU